Molecule: messenger RNA, 594 nt
Organism: Saxophila tyrrhenica
Lineage: Eukaryota; Fungi; Ascomycota; Dothideomycetes; Mycosphaerellales; Extremaceae
Exons: 2
Coding region: 1-594 (197 amino acids)
Source: RefSeq, a predicted model, not a curated record
AUGUGGGACUCAGACGAGGACGAAGAGACACUGCAGUCCGUUACCGAGCGCUUCCUGGCGUUCAGCAAAGGUCCUAGGUGGGACGAGAUGGAUGAGAAACUGCCGACACGAUCAGACGCUGCUGGGAAGCCUGCAGGCCUGCCAGAAUCAGAUCCAGUCUCUGUUCAGCUGGAUCUCGAGAAGCCGGAUACUGAGCAGACCCCAGCACCACCAACAGCAUCGCAAGACUCUCAGUCAGAGGGAGAAGAGGACAUGCCCAAGCCCAUGGCCCCAUACGACCGCUGGCUCAUGGUAAUCUACGGCUCCACGGCGCUCUCGUAUGUCAUUCGAGGCGUAGCUCUCAUGUGCCUCUUUAUCGCCUACGACAAAACUGAUAGUCUUCCUAUCAACGUCUGCACCGACAAGGGUCCUGCGGUCUUGUUGGCCUACCUGCUCGGGCUCCCUUUUUUCGUGCUAGGGCUGAGGAUCAUGCAGACGCUCACGGAGUGCGAGAGGUUGUGGCCUGAUUUCCCGGCAGUGCAUUUGGCGCUACCGUUUACGAUAGGAGGGAUUUGUUUUGCGAGUUGGGCGCUUGUGAGCUCUUGUAGUGGGUGA